Molecule: messenger RNA, 763 nt
Organism: Eublepharis macularius
Lineage: Eukaryota; Metazoa; Chordata; Lepidosauria; Squamata; Eublepharidae
Gene: TMEM196
Product: transmembrane protein 196
Exons: 6
Coding region: 1-696 (231 amino acids)
Source: RefSeq, a predicted model, not a curated record
AUGUGCACCAGCAGCCACAUCAUCGGCAGCCUCCUGGUGCUCUCCGCGCUGGAGAUAGGGCUGGGGGUGUCGAGCGUGGCCGUGGGGGCUGUCAGUUUCAGCCUGGUUCUUGCCGAGCGUAAGCCUCAGCUGGGAGACUCUUCUCCGGUAUGGAGCGGGGUGUGUUUUCUGCUUUGUGGAGCAUGUGGAAUUCUAUGUGCCAAAAAAAAAUCAGGACUUGUUAUGAUCCUUUUUUCAGCCUGCUGUAUCUGUGGACUCAUUGGAGGAAUAUUAAACUUUCAGUUCCUUCGUGCACUGACAAAGAAAUCUCCCGCUCUCUAUUCAUUGCAUCUUACAUCUAUGUCCCUGGCAUGCAUUGGGAUUGGGGGCUGUACCCUUUCAUCAUGGCUCACUUGCCGGCUUGCCAGCUAUGAGCAAAGGCGAAUGUUUUCUGAAAGAGAGCAUUCACUGCAUCACUCCCAUGAAAUGGCUGAGAAAAGAUUGAGGGGUAUUGAAAUAACCGACCUGCCCAGCUGCCCGGUGGUUCCCCCGACACCAGAGUUACCUCCCAGCAGACAGUUGUCUUCGUCACCAAACCCCCACCUCAACCGACAUUAUCUGGCACCCUUUCUGGAAAUCCUAGCAGAGACAAAGGAAAUGACAGACAACGUGAGCAAUGGAGGACCACAUCUAAUUUAUAACGGAAGAGCAUAUUGAAAGAUUCAGUGUUCAUGGGACAACAACUUUCAGGAUUCUCUUUAAGGGGAUAAAUGUAGAUGCCAAU